AUGUCAGAUGCAGUCAUCUUUGAAUUAGAUUUGCAAAAUCCAACAACGCUGCAAUCACUCAUCCGAUGCAAAAACAUGCAAAAUGGCGAUGAUAUUAGCAAAUAUUUACCUACAACUGUUUAUGCACAUAUCCGGAAUUAUCGGCAACGACUUGCGCUGUGGUCCAGCGGUGUUGGUGAUACACAAAAAGAAGCGAGAAAACGGGCUCGAAAAAUGUACAACAGCAUAGCAGGCAAGUUUCACCAGAAUAAUUCUCGAUCUCUUUUCUUAUUUUGGACCAAGUUUUCUCACCUUUCCCUGUCAUCUAUCCAUAUCUAUACAGUAGCACUGCGCUUUGCAUCACUUUGGAAUUUGCAACAGCGCCUUGAUAGGCCUAAGCGAUUCACAAGCGAUGCCCCAGCAUAUUCGCUUCACACAUCGCAACCGGCAAACUGGCUAAAUAAAAAAGCAAAGCAGAAGCAAAAAGUACAAAAAUUAAAAAAGCAACUGGAACGAUUUGAAAAAUUUCAGCUGUUAUUCGCCAUAAACUACACAUUGUCAUACCUCGAAUUCGAGCAAGAACAAUUUUUGCACAAUGUAACAGAAAUUAAAAAAGAUUUGCCGAAUUUAAUUGAUAAAUAUAACUGUGGUUCGUUGGAAGAUGCCAUUUUCAAUUCCGAGCCACAAUAUUUGAAUAAAACAGGAUUUUCGCUUGGUCGAGAAUAUGAUCAGAAAGCCCGUGAAGUAAGUGCCUCAAGUUCCAUUUUUUCCCUUGACGAAUUACUUCGCAAUGAUAUUAUUGUGAAAAGGAAUAUUCGAAUGGCUCAGCGAAUUGUGAAUCUAAUAAGAACCUUUAAUAAUCAUAAAUACUUCAUUGCUCUCGGUGCCGGUAAAAUUUUUCACGAUUUUCAAAUGCUUCAGUAUAAUAACAUUUUUUUUAAAAAAAGGUAUGAACUAUUAGACGAAAGGGAAAUCAUUCGAUUAUUAUCUCCAUUAUAG
Dracunculus medinensis (Guinea worm) is the source of this 978-nucleotide messenger RNA. The record is from the annotation of a GenBank genome assembly. NCBI's taxonomy places the organism in Eukaryota, Metazoa, Nematoda, Chromadorea, Rhabditida, Dracunculidae.